AUCUGUGCGGCAUCGUCGAGCUGCCGGAGUCUGCAGACGUCGGGCAGGCGGCUGCGCUGGAGCCGGGCUUUUUCAGUCGGUGGAAGUAUACCGAGCAGCCAGAGCCCAGGGGCGGCCGGUGGGAGGAGGCAAAGACACCGCAGCUGCUGCACCGUACAGCCUCUCAGACAGCCGCAGGAGGAAGGACCGGCCGCAUCGACCCAUGUCUACGGAGCUGUCUGAAGCCGGGAACCUCGACGGGUCAUUAGAGCAGGCAGCAGACGGACAGACCGGACUGACGGACAUCUGCAGUGGCACAGCGGGCAGCAGAAUGGCGUCCGUAGCGGAGUACUACGCCGGCAAGAACGUGCUGAUCACAGGAGCCACGGGCUUCAUGGGGAAAGUGUUGGUGGAGAAGCUGCUGAGGUCCUGCCCUGAAGUCAAAGCCCUCUACAUCCUGGUGAGGCCCAAAGCAGGCCAGUCCAUGCAGCAGAGGGUCAGCGACAUGAUGAAGUGCAAGCUUUUCGACCGAGUCAGGGAGGACAACCCCGACUUCCACCAGAAGAUCAUCCCGAUCAGCAGCGAGCUGAUGCAGCCCGGCCUGGCCAUCAGCCCGGAGGACGUGGAGAAGCUCACGGCCUGCAUCAACAUCGUCUUCCACUGCGCCGCCACCAUCCGCUUCGACGAGCCGCUCAAACACGCCCUGCAGCUGAACGUGAUCGCCACGCAGCAGCUCCUCGGCCUGGCCCAGCAGAUGCACCACCUCGAGGCCUUCAUUCACAUCUCCACCGCCUAUGCAAACUGCAACCGCAAGUACAUCGACGAGGUCAUCUACCCGCCGCCCGUCGAGCCCAAGAAGCUCAUCGAGUCCCUAGAGUGGAUGGAUGACGGCAUCGUGCGGGACAUCACGCCGCGGCUCAUCGGCAACAGGCCCAACACGUACACCUACACCAAAGCCCUGGCCGAGUACGUGGUGCAGCAGGAGCAGGACAAGCUCAACAUCGGCAUCAUCAGACCCUCCAUAGUGGGAGCCAGCUGGCAGGAGCCGUUUCCUGGUUGGAUCGACAACUUCAACGGGCCGAGCGGCGUCUUCAUAGCCGCGGGGAAGGGGAUCCUGCGCACCAUGAGAGCCAACAACGACGCGGUGGCCGAUCUGAUCCCUGUGGACGUGGUCAUCAACCUGACCCUGGCUGCUGGCUGGUACACGGCCGUGCACAGACCGAAAACAGCUCUGGUGUACAACUGCACAACUGGCGGCAUCAACCCGUUCCACUGGGGGGAGAUCGAGCAUCAUGUGAUGUCGUCCUUCAAGAGGAACCCCUUGGAGCAGGCGUUCCGCAGGCCCAACGCCAACAUCACCUCCAACUACCUGAUCAACCAGUACUGGAUCCUGGUCAGCCACAAGUUCCCCGCCCUCAUCUACGACCUCUUCCUGCGUCUGUCUGGGCAGAAGCCUCAAAUGAUGCGCAUCUUCAAUCGUCUGCAUAAGGCCAUCAGCCUGCUGGAGUACUUCAGCAGCCAGGACUGGGAGUGGAACUCUGAGAACAUGAGCAUGCUGAUGAGCCAGCUCACCUCCGAGGACAGGAAGACGUUUAACUUCGAUGUGCGUCAGCUGAACUGGCCUGAGUACAUUGAGAAUUACUGCAUCGGCACCAAGAAGUACGUCCUGAACGAAGACAUGUCUGACAUUCCUGCUGCCAGGCAGCACCUGAGGAAGCUGAGGAACAUCCGCUACACCUUCAACACUCUGCUGGUCGUUUUCAUCUGGAGGGUGUUUAUCGCCCGCUCCCAGAUGGCCAGAAACAUCUGGUACUUUGUGGUCAGCCUCUGUUUCAAAUUCCUCUCCUACUUCCGCGCAUCCAGCACCUUAACCAACUGAGUCUUCCUCGCCGCCUCAAGCCAGAGACAGCAGCCCUCGCCUUCAGCUGUCAGCAGGAACCAAACAUCUGAGACAUCCACUGAGGAUGCUCCGAAUCCUUCUUAAUGCGGACAAGCAGGGCUCUCUACAGGUGGGGGCUGCAGUUGAGUGAAGCACUCAGAAGGAGGGGGGAAAAAAGAGGUCUACUAGCCAUGAAUUAUUCGUUUAGUUUGGAAAUCUGUCAUCCGUACCUGCACUGUUCAGUCACCAAACCCUGUCCAAAAAAAAAGUGUUGUCAUUCAUUUUGUACCUCCUGUUUUCUUCUUAAAGUGGCCAAUUAUAUAUGCAACAAUAAGCCUUUUGUGUGACUUCCAUUCUCCUUUCCGCCCUCUUGAAUCUAGGUACAUUGCCUUGCCUUGUGAUGAUUUUUUUUCAUACUUGAAAUACGGCAGUGCGUCAGUGGAGGACAAUUUCUAUAAGAUUAUUUUGGUUGUCUGUUUUUUACCGUGGGGAUCUCCGGCUCCUCUCUUUAAUACGCAGGUGAUUUGGAUAUAUCUGUAUGUCUUGCAUUACGUGUAUCUACUGCCUUUCUAAGAUCACACACACAAAACUCGCUGGUGGUUAUCUGUUCUCGAGGCCAAUCCGCGGAUCGAUGAGACCAGUACUAAAGCUCAAAUCCGACCACAGCUACCAAAACAUACAGAUCUGCCAUCUUUCCUGCUGUCGAGGUCGUCACGUAUUUAUGAUCACAAACGAUAGCGUCAGUAUGUCUUUGAACAUAAACCGUGUUUGUUUGAAUGCUCAUCCACUUUUUGCCUGUUUGUACAGCAGUUUGUACUGAAACUAAGUUUACUACUUUUACAUCUUUAUACUUGCGUCAAAGGCUAGUCCGAUUCUAUGUGGUAGACCUUGGCAGUGUAGUAUAUAUAAAUAAGAGUACAUCAGAGUGAAGUUUAUUUGUAUAGCCCAGUACAUACUGUAAAAUGUUUCUCAACAGUUCCAGAUUUGUAAGAAGAUAACCCUCCAAUAAAAAAUUAAGGAAAGACUUUUUAAAGAGAACCUCCUCUUCUCGGAUAGCUGGGGGUGAAAUAGGAGCCAUAAGUUGGACAAAUUACACAUUUAUAUUGCAUUAUAAUGGUUAGAAAUGCCAAAUGAAGGAUUAUGAUGCUUAUGAAGUAAAGCCAAACUUUAAAAGUCCAAGGAAUGUGUCCAGUUAAACUCGUCCAGUAUCAGUGACUCGCUUGUCUAGAAGUUCUCAGCUUGGAGAAGUUGGUUUAGUGAAGUCAGAAGUCGAGUCUUCGGAUUGUGAUUGAGGGCCUUAUUUAGUGCCUCUUGGGUAUUUGACGUUACAUUCAAGUGGAAAAGUGAUGUUCUGCGAGCUGCUCAGAAGCUAUUUCCAGUAUCCUUGAACACUUUUCGAUCCAUCUAGACCGAAAAAAAAUGACACAAUUCUGUUUCUAAAUCCAAAUAUAGAUAAAUGCCCACCAGCUCCAUCAAUAGGAAAUGGAGUCACAAUGGUUGGAAAGGUUCAAAAAGGCUUUUUAUUGCCCUUUUUUUCCCCCCUCAUCAAGAUCCUUAAGACUCUGUAAGGUUUCUAAAAAUACACUGGCUAAUGUUCCAGAGCUGUUCAAACUUGGCUUAGCACUGAGACUUGAAUGCAAUGUCAACACAUAAGAGGCACACGUCUGAGGAUUUUGAGUCUUUGAGGCAGGUCAGGUCUCCUUCAAAUGCGAGAUUUCAGUCUGAAGGGACUCUGUGGUUAAAUAAAGGUUAGAGGCUUGUGAGGUUUGUUAGGAGAGGCACUUUAAAACCGUCCUUAACAUGAAUCUAAAGCUGCUGCAGAGGCUAAGACUGAUCGGUUUGUUAAAUUGUGUUGUAAAUUGGGGUUCUUGUCCGGCCUUUGAAUGCUAGUAAACAGGACAGAGCAGGGAGCAAUCAUUAGAACUGAUUUAUUUCAUGCCCUAAAAGCAAAUGAUUCCACCGAACGAGAAAAUCAAUGGACCAAGUAUAAAGCCAUGAGGGACGCCACACCUUACAGAAUGGAGGGACGGACUUCUGUUUUUUUCUAACAAGACAAACUGACUGAUUUGAUCCUGUCCAGAUUAAAAUCAGCGUUAACUUAAGGACCCUCCUGGCAUUACAUCCUCGAUCCCAGUUUUGGAACAUCUGUAAAUAGAUGAACUUACACAUUAUUCUUAUCGACUACCAAAAACUUGUGUUUGACUGUUGAUUUUUUUCUUUUUCUUUUUUUUUUUUGCUUGAGUGUCUUCACAGGACCACAGAGCUUCCCACAGAGUCUACCAAAAGUAUUAAGUGUGUCAGGCAAGUCUGAUUUUUACUAAACAAGUGAGAAAUCUGUGUACAGUAUUGUAUAUGUUGCAAGGUUUGGCAGAAUAAAAAUACAUAACAGCGAAGAGCCUUUUAUGGGAGAAAAAGGGACAAAACUAAAUAAAUGUUUAUGCAAAAGCCCAUGUCUGGUGUAACCGUGGUAACUGUGCUCCUAAUCGCAGAUGGAGAUAAUGAACCAAAAUGUGUGCGUCGUACAGAGCCUGCAUGAUGAAGCGGUUUCGUCAGAUUGUUCUCUAAGAGCUACAGGGCUACUUUAAUGGUGUCGUCAGUUUGAGGUUUUUCUCUUCUGUGUGUCUGUUUGCCAACAAAGCGCUGUCUUUGCUGUUUGCCGACCAAAUGCGAAGCACUGUUGGUCCCACAAACCCCCAGGUUGGAGCUGCUGCCGUUACCGUAUGUGACAAACGGCGACGCGCAACGAGCGAUUUCAUCUUAUUCUUUCUGGUGUCAUUUGCGAAAUGUUUGACCACCUGUAUUCCCUGCUCUGACAACACUUCAAGUCUGCUUGGCAAAACUGAAAUAAACUAGAAGAGAAAAAGUGUAA
Molecule: messenger RNA, 4727 nt
Organism: Acanthochromis polyacanthus (spiny chromis)
Lineage: Eukaryota; Metazoa; Chordata; Actinopteri; Pomacentridae
Product: fatty acyl-CoA reductase 1
Exons: 12
Coding region: 203-1858 (551 amino acids)
Biological process (GO): long-chain fatty-acyl-CoA metabolic process
Cellular component (GO): peroxisome
Molecular function (GO): alcohol-forming very long-chain fatty acyl-CoA reductase (NADP+) activity
Source: RefSeq, a predicted model, not a curated record